CUAUAAAGAUACUAACUACAAAGCAUGACAGCCCGCAACAUGGUGAUACACGGCCAGGACGAACUGCAGUGAAUGUUGAACUGAUUGAUACUGGUUGUAUCAGGCGGGCAUGAGAGUAUCAGAAGUAGAGAAUUACCAGGCGUGAUAAAUAAUGUAUCAGAUUCUCCUUCCGGUCGCACGGUCUGCGUACGCGGAGCUUUGUUGCCUCCUGGGACCGUCUGAUACAGAAGUAUCAGAGACUUGUAACAUGGUACAAUGCUGUAUCAGUAUCAGGUUGGAACAGAUACCGAAAAUUGCUGUCACAACCCACCUCUAAUUUUUCCCUGGAGUAUCGAAAGUAUCGAACUGAAAAAAAAAUACAGAAUCGAGUAUCGAAAGUGUGGUAUCGUCUCACCUCUAUCCGAAACAUCGAUAGUUUUCCCGCUUCACUCUUUGAAUUUUGAAAAAUGGACCAAAUGGGUAUGAGAAAAAUUAGUACUGAAGAAAAGGAUCUAUUGUGCAAGCUAGUACAUAAUAAUAAAUGCCUUGAAAACAAGCGAAUCUAUGUCACAUCAGUGACAGCAAAAAAGAAAGCCUGGGAGCAAGUUGCGACGGAAUUCAAUGCGCAAGAUUUUGUGCAAAAGUGAUGCUGUUGCGGUGGAAGAGGCAGCUGCUGUCCCAGAGGAGACUGCUGUGGAAGCUGUGCCUCAUGAUCCAGCUCCUGCUACUUCAACUGCACCAGUCCCUCAGACUUCUGCCCAAGAAGACCCAGCUUCCGACAGUUCUUGUGAGGAUGCUGCUCUUUCUCUUCAGCCUCGAUGCUCUACUACAGCUGCUAAUUCACACAAAACCUUUAUUUUGUAUUGGGGUGUAUAAUUUUCAAGAAUCAAUUGCAUGCCAAAUAACGUAGGUAUAUUAUUAUUAAGUAAUAUAUUACAUGCAAAGCAGACAAUUGUAUUGUUGCUUUAAUGAUUUCAUGUUUGUAUUAACUAUGGUAAUUAAAACCCAACAACUUAUUCAUAGCAGAUGUAGUAUUUUUCAUAUACUAUUUUUCAUCACACACUCAUGAGUCAUCAAUUUACCUACCCAGUGGCAAUAAUGAUGUUUCACUUUACGUAAAGUUGGUGAAUGGAGCAUUGUUAAAUACAUGCAACAAUGUUAACACCAUUAAGAGAAAAUUGAGAAGAAUAAGUCAAUCUUCACUUGGGAAACAUAAUUAACUUUUCCUUUCAUUUGUACAUUUAUGUAUUUUGUUUUCGUUAAAUGUAUCUACUGAUAUUUUAGUGUUAUCAAAUUUCAAAGUGAAAUCUCGUUCCUAGUUAUUUCAGUGAUUAACCCCAAUUGUACAAAAUUCUCUGAUACCACACAUCAAAUCUGAGCAUAGUGUAUAACUAAAAUUUGUAGCCCUGGUGUUUACUUAAAUCACCACUUACAUUUACUUAAUAGGUUCAAAGUUAGACAGCAAAAUGUGCCAUUUUGAAUUUAAAGGUGAUCAAAAUGAACAAUGAAUUGGACAGUUUUGUUGUACAUAAAAGUUUUUCACUUGGACCACAGCACUUAUGAAAAUCAAAGGACUUUGAAGUGGCCCUUAAAAAGAGACAAAAGUAUUUACUAUUUAUGUACAUAUAUAUAUAUAUAUAUAUAUAUAUAUAUAUAUAUAAAAUUAUAAUAAAACAGGGUGUGCUGAAUCACAAAAUGUAUGAGCCAGAAUGAGUUACAAUAACAUUACAGGUUUACUCAAAGGGGUACGAAGCACAUGACGAGGUUUCUUCCAAAGUCAUGUCAAGAAACACACAUUAAUCCCACAUCCCGUAAUUCAAAAUCCAAAAACAUCAACUCACAGAAAUUGAACAUUUUCAGAUGCAUACUGAAAGUAAUAAACAUAAAGUAGCGGUAUGUGAAAUAUGUAUGUAAUGUACAUGUAUGUUUACAUGAAAUGUUUUAGCUGAUGGAAAUUACAUACGGCAUGCAAUAUAAAUUAAUGUGUGUGGCAGAGCGUUUAAAUAAAAGUAACAAUUUAAAUAAAUAAUAACAUGCAAAGGUGACCAUAAAGUAUUUUGUAUUGUGUAACCAUAUUAUAAAUACAUGAAAUACAUAUAUAGUAGCAGUCAAUAUAAGAUCUCAAACAGAUAUGGCUAAAGGUCUUCAGAGAAACAUCAGACAGAAAUGUACAAGAAUUAUGAACUACUUUUAACACUGUGUACUAUGUUGUGAUUUGAGUUAAUAGUAGGGAUGGGUUGAGUACACAUUUUUAUCGAUUCCGAUACCGGUACAGAUUCCUAAAUUUCGAUUCUCGAUUCCAAGUCAUUCCAGUUUUCGAUUCCUGGUAAUUCCGGUCACAUAAUUAAAACUACUUAAAAAUUGAAUGCAUUACUUAAUGAUAAUAAUUUGCAUAAAAGAUAAUUAUAAACUUAGGAUUAAAUGUUCAGGUUUUUUUUUCAACUAUGUACCAGUGAAGAAGCAUCUUCACAUAAAGUUUGUUUGCUAGUACUAGGCUGUGCACAAAGAAGUUCAACAUUUAGACAGGGUUGUUUAACAGGUUUUAACACCGAUAACAUAACAUCUUUGUUCAAAAUGGGUUUAAAGGUAGCACUACAUAUUUCCUCACAUUUACAUUUCCUUAAAAUCAUACUUUCAGAACAUACUAUUACACUUUAUGUACCUACACAAAUAUUAGUGUAAAUGGUGAGAUGAGUUGGUUACAUUGGCCAUGUCAACAAAUCAUGAAUACAAGUGAACAGUUUGUUAGCUAUGUUAACAAUGCUAUACAUUAGAAAGUGUUGUAUAUGUGUAAGUGAAAGACGUGACGUCAGGGAUGUUAGAGGUGUGAGGUUGGCAGUCAGUGUGUGUAAUGAUGGCGGCGGGUGAUGUACAUGAGGUGCUUGUACAAUGUAUGUAUCGAGAGACAAGUGUAAAAUAAAAAGAGAGAACAAAACAAAACAUGGCGCAGUCGGUCAUUCGUUUCGCCCGUACAAUCUUUACGUGCCGGGGUAGUUUGAAGGUGUAAUCGCAUUUGUGGCAAUAUCAUCGUCUCCUGAACGUGGACAACAAAGGCUAACAUGGCGGACGCAAACAAGCCUAGCGGGUUGGACCUAAUGGGAAAUGUCAGUGAAAAUUGGCGAAAGUUUAAACAAAACUUCGAAAUAUUCAUGGUGGCGUCAGGAAAGUCAGAACAAUCAUCGCCAGUUAAAGCAGCUGUUCUUCUGAAUUUGGUGGGAGAAGAUGCUGUUGAAGUGUUCAAUACAUUUCAACUUGCAGAUGAAGAUCGCACAGAUUACAAGAAGGUAUUUGAAGCAUUUGAGGCUUAUUGUAAACCCAGAAAAAACGUGCCAUAUGAAAGGUUCUUGUUGUAUUCGAGAAAACAAAAAGAAAAUGAACCAUUUAAGUUGUUUGUAAAUGACUUGAAAAAGCUUGUGAGAAGUUGUGAAUUCGGUGAACAAUCAGACGCAAUCGUUAGGGACUGCAUAUUCAUGGGUGUGAGGGACACCAAAUUACAGCAAGAAAUGCUCCGCAUGAAUAACUUAACCCUUGAAAAAGCGUGUGAGCUAGGCAAAGUGGCUGAAUCAAGCAUACAACAAAUGCAGUGCUUACAAGGUGACAGAACAAAAGAAGGGAUCUAUGAACACAUGCAGCCCGUGUCGGUAAAUGUAGUAAGUUCAAAGCACAGAGGGGGAACCAGUCAGUGGGUGCAAGAGAAGGGUUUCAGUGGCAAGUGCAAGCAGUGCAAUCUCACCCACAUAAAAGGCAAAUGCCCAGCAUAUGGCAAACAAUGCCACAAUUGUGGGAAGCUCAAUCACUUUGCGAUAAUGUGCAGAAAAUCACGUGAAGUAAACAAGGUGAGAAUGAUAAAUAAAAAGGAAGCAGAGAGCUCAGAUGAAGAUUAUUUUGUAGUCAAUGGGAUAGUAAUAGCAAAACAGAGUGUUAAGCAGGUAGAAUGUGUAAGAAACCAAGAAAAAUCAACAAAGUGGUAUGAAAACAUAACAGUUGAGGAAAGGAAGAUAAAUUUUAAGCUUGACACUGGGUCAGAGGUUAACAUUCUACCAGAGACAAUGUUUAGGAAAGUGGAUAAUCAACUGAAGGUAAGGGACACCAACGAACUGUUGGAAUGCUAUGGUGGAUUUAAAGUAAGACCCAUUGGCAUUGUGAAGUUACGGUGUGAAUCAAAAGACGUAGUACAAUACAUGGAUUUUCGAAUUACCAAUGCGGACAGUACCCCAAUACUAGGCUUACAGGCAUGUGUAGACCUGAACCUGAUCAAAAGGGUGCAUCUAAUUGGACUAGAGGACACAACAGUGAAGGUUAUCAAACAAGACUCAUCACAACCAGAAUCACCUCAUAGCAAGUUCAUGCAAGAAAACCAGGAUGUCUUCACUGGACUAGGAAAAUUUCCAGGUCAGUGCAAAAUUAGAGUCUGUCAGGAUGCUCAGCCAAGAGUAGCACCACCUAGGAGACAACCGCAAACAAUAGCCCCUAAACUGAAAACAACUCUAGAAUCCCUAAGGAAGAGAGGAAUUAUUGAAAAAGUUGAGGAACCAAACUCGUGGGUACAUAACCUAGUUGUCGUUGAGAAGCCAAAUGGUACACUAAGAGUCUGCCUGGACCCACAACAUUUGAAUCCUGCCAUCAAAAGAGAUUUUUAUCAAAUACCAACGAUUGAACAGCUAACAGAGCAACUGUCGGGAAAACUAUAUUUUUCAGUCUUUGACCUGAAGGAUGGGUUCUGGCAAAUUGAGCUCGAUCAAGAAUCCAGUGACUUGUGUACCUUCUCUACACCGUGGGGCUGUUACAAAUUUCUCAUAUUACCGUUUGGUGUGUCCUGUGCACCAGAAAAGUUCCAAGAACUGAAUGAAAGUGUGUUUGGUGAUAUUGAGGGUGUUGUGGUGUACUUUGAUGACAUUCUUGUGACUGCGACAUCACUGGAGGAGCAUGAUAAGUGUGUAGCAAAAGUAAUACAGAGGGCAAGAGCUCACAACAUCAAGUUUAAUCCAGAAAAACUGCAAUACAGACUGUCAAAGGUUAGUUUCAUGGGACAUGUGUUAUCGAAUAAUGAAAUUCAACCUGAUCCAGGUAGAGUUAUGGCGAUACAACAAAUACCAGAUCCUCAAAAUAAGAAAGAGUUACAGAGACUGUUAGGGAUGGUUAACUACCUACGACCAUUUAUACCCAACAUGGCAACAAUCACAGCGCCUCUGAGGGAGCUACUAAAAACUGAUGUGUCCUGGCAGUGGCUGAAAUGUCACUUGCAGUGUGUAGCGAAUCUUAAAACAGCCGUAAGCUGCGCACCUGCAUUGGGGACAUUUGAUGCAACCAAGUCCAUUACCAUUCAAGGAGAUGCAUCACAGGAUGGCCUUGGCUGCUGUCUCCUCCAAAACGGACAGCCCAUAUCAUAUGCAUCUCCAAGUCUAACCGUGACAGAACAAAAGUGGGCACAAAUUGAGAAAGAGCUAUUAGCCAUAGUAUAUGCAACUAACAAGUUUCAUUACUACAUAUAUGGUCGGGUGGUUCAGGUCCUCACAGAUCAUAAACCUUUAGUAGCUAUUAUGAGCAAACCAGUAUCAAAGAUAAUGUCCAUGCGACUUCAACGACUCAAAUUAAAACUACUGAAGUACAACCUGGAUGUUCAGUACCUCCCUGGGAAAAUGAUGCACAUUGCUGAUCUACUAUCCAGGGCCCAUGGGACAGAUGCAGCUGAAGGUGAUCCGGAACUGGGUGAAAUAGUGCAUAGUGUGAGUAGGCAUCUUCCCAUGACUGAAGUGCGGAAGGAAGAAUUUCGACAAGGACUGGCCGCGGACCCAGUGCUGAGUGAGGUGAUGAAAUGGGUGACGACCGGGUGGCCUCACAAAAAGGGUAAGGUACCAGUGCAGUGCUACCCAUUCUGGGGUGUAAAGAGUGAUCUUUUUGUAGAAGAUGAUCUACUGUUUCUAAGUGAUAGAAUUGUAGUACCUAAAAAACUGAGGCAGAACAUGUUGAAAGUUAUUCAUGAGGGACACCUUGGAGUGGGCAAAACUAAAGCUAGAGCAAGGAGGGUGUUCUUUUGGCCAGGCAUGUCAAAGGAGGUAGAGCAAUAUGUAUUAGAGUGCAGGGUGUGUGAGAAAUUCAGAACCACAAACCGGAAUGAACCCCUACUCCCUCAUGCAGUUCCAACACUUCCCUUUGAGAAAGUGGGAGCAGAUAUACUAGAAUUUGGAGGGAAAAGUUAUUUAGUGAUUUACGAUUACUUUUCAAAAUGGCUGGAAAUAGUUAAGUUGGAAAGUAAACAAAGCAUCAGUGUAAUAAAGGCAUUGAAGGCCAUCUUCUGCACUCAUGGCAUUCCAAAGAUAGUGAUGGCUGACAAUAUGCCGUUUAACUCAUACAAAUGUACACGCUUUGCACAUGAACAUGAGUUUGAGAUACACACAUCCAGCCCACUACAUUCACAGUCAAAUGGAAUGGCCGAAAAAGGUGUAGGAAUCGCCAAGAACAUAUUGAAGAAAAGCUGUGAGGAGGGUAAGGAAUAUUGGAUGGCACUGAUGGCAUAUCGUAACUCACCACUGGCGGGUAUGGAUGUGUCACCAUCAGAACUGUUGAUGAGUAGGUUAGUCAGAACACAGAUACCGACAACUGUGAAUAAUCUCCUCCCGAAGAUUCAGUCUAAUACAAAACCACAGUUGAUUGUGAAGCAGAGGAAAGUUAAAAUGUAUUAUGACCAGAGAGCUUCAAGGAAGCCUUUAGAAUAUAUGAAAGGGAAAACAGUAGUCAUGCAGAGGGGUGUAGUGUGGGAGCCAGCCACAAUUCUGGAGAAACACAGUGCACCACGCUCAUACAUAGUUAGGACCCACUCAGGUCCAGUGGUUCGGAGAAACACUAAAUAUCUAAGACCCUCCAACUCUGAAGUACCCAAAACAGCAGCAUGGGGGAGCUAUAACAUUGUUGAUGAAACUAGAGGAGAGGGAAAGGAGCAGGAAAUCAACUUAGAGUUUGGUGAAGAGAGUGAAGACAGUAGGAGAUGUAAAUCACCUGACUUCAAAGGGUUUGACCAAGAGACAGGCCAAUGCAGUAGAGGGGUGAGGAGUGAUACAGCCAGUCAACCUCAGGAAAGGCUGGAGGCUGGGAUUCAGUAUACAUUACAAGAACAGGCCGAACUGUUAGGAAACCCAAUAAGUUUCAGUAAUAUCAGCUUGGGGAAGAAAGGAAGGUGUUGUAUAUGUGUAAGUGAAAGACGUGACGUCAGGGAUGUUAGAGGUGUGAGGUUGGCAGUCAGUGUGUGUAAUGAUGGCGGUGGGUGAUGUACAUGAGGUGCUUGUACAAUGUAUGUAUCGAGAGACAAGUGUAAAAUAAAAAGAGAAAACAAAACAGAGAGAAUGGAUAGUAUGAGGUUUAAGUUCUGUAUCACAUAUCCAAGUUUUUCCUUUGAUCCUGAUGGCAGGAUCCUGUAUACAUUGAUCCUUAGAUAAAUGAAGUUUGCUGUUUUCAAUUACUAUGUCACUAGGUAAUGGACAAAAAAACACUUGUCAUGUAACAAUUAAUUAUGAUCUAUUUUGUGUGUGAGUGUGAGUGUGUGUGUGUGUGUGUGUGUCUCAACACACACAAAAAAGGCAUUUCCACAAGACCAGAGACAUAAUUUGUUUGUAUAGCAAAAUUCUAGGUUUAAUGUCAAGGAUCUUUUGACAUAGUAAUUUAAAACAGUAUUAUGUACCAAAUGAUGAAUUCAGAGCCAAGGAAUGAACUUGGUAAGGUGAUAUGGAAUAUGUAAUUACCAUGUAGGUGACCUAACCAAUAACACUAUUUCCAGGUUAUUUACAUGUACCUAACCUUGCAAAACAGACCUUUUUCUUAUUAUCAUACACACAUCCUUACAACUUGUAAAAGCUAUAAAAUACUCAAAGCUACGUAAGGUAUCAAUUUAAUUCGAUAAUACAUAAAUGUCAGGAAAUUGACACAAUAAUUUGAAGAUUUUAAUUUUACAUAAUAAAGGGUGGCUUUUAGAAUUACCAGAUUCAAGAAAAUGCUCUUGACAAAUUGAAAUACAUUACAAUCAAGCUACCUACAUGAAAGAACUAUGUGCUAACAUGAAUAUUGUAUUAAAUAUUGAAAUAAAUACAAACUAGACAAAUUAUUACAAUUUAUCUCACAGUUCACAUUUCAUAUUAAGGUCUGUCACGAAACAUGUUUCAACAUGACUUAACAAUGUUUACCUACGUACCUGUAUACUUCUCCCCGAGCACCGCUGGGGCUUUUGAUUUUAAUGUGGGUGCAGACACUCCUGUAUCACCGGGAAAGUGUUAUCGUAGCUUGUUCAAUCGAAAUUAAUUGCCAGUGGUCAACCGUAUCAGAUGUCGAGUAUGUUGCGCUAAACCGAUAGAGAUACGUCUGAUAAUUCGGGAAACUGUGGACUCGCUAACGCCUGUUAAAUCGCCUGCCACCAUCUGUAAAUAGUAUUUCACAUUGCACCGAUAUGUGCCUAUACAAACCACAAAUUAAACACCACAUACUGAAGUGCACUUAGGCUAACCUAGGCAAAGAGUGAGUGAUGGUAUUAUUGUAAACAAAAGGUAUUGGUUAGUAACUAUGAUUUCUGACUGCUUACCUGGAAACUGCCUGUUGCGUAAAAUCGCAAGGCAAUUAGCAGCUGCAGGACAGGCGGUAGCGGUAAUCCUCGACGACUCCGUGGUUCUUCAAAAACUAGCAAAGGCAGAAUGUGAUGCCGAACAACAUACUUGGUAAAACGAUAUCGUCGUUUGAACUGCACGUCACUAAACCACUCCAGUGGAUUUUUAAAAUCCCUCAAAUACCGACGUGGGUCCGUGGCAACGUUUCUUUCUUCAUUUUCUAGAAAUACUUCAUCAAUUAAAUCAAGAAAUUCCACAACAAUUGGUUCUAACAACGCAGCCAUCUUGAAUUUUUUUCCAGAUUUCACUCAGAGUGCCCUCGGAGUGUAGCUGCGCGUACACUCCAAUAUUCCUUCGUUUUUACUCGGUUUCAUUCGGAUAUUACUUAGUUUUUACUCCGUUCUCGACUGUGUAAUGAAAAUUCCUCGGCUCAAACUCCACUCGCACUCGGAGAAUUCUCGGAACGACUCUGCAAGCCGCCCUAGGAGUCACAUUUCAAGGCCAAAUAUAAUCCAAUAUGGCGGUCGUGACAUCAAACACAAAUAUGGUGGCUGUUCAUUGACCCUUCAACACAGCCUGAAUGUAGCCUGUGCCAAAGGCACCUAUUUCAUACUUCUCAGACAUCAUUAUUGCUAACUCGGGUGAUAAUUUAGCAUAUUUACUGCAGAGUUGUGUGAAAAUUUGCAUUUUUUGGAUGUGGAAAUGUAUUUGUUAUCCUACUUGAUCUUAUACUGUUUUGAGUUUAUGAUGUAAGUUUUGUGUUAGUAUGCUGCUUGUGUUUGAAUUUGAUUGCUACUUCAUCUAUAUUUCAGUCGUUUUGCUAUGUGAAUGAAAUACAGGAUUGUUUACAGGGAGUGUGGUCAUAGGAAUAAUUCUGAGGUUUCAAGGGGUGGCAGUUGUUCAACUCUUGAGUUGUGUGUAAAUAUCUACUUUACAUAUGGUUUGGCUUGUAAUUAAAGUAAUUAACAAUAAAUAUUUUAGGGUGAAUAGAGAAUGUUAGCAAUUAUUUUGUGAUUUGUGAGAAUAGUUUGAAAAAGCUUAGAAAACAAAC
Messenger RNA from Bacillus rossius redtenbacheri, 9618 nucleotides. RefSeq lists its product as uncharacterized. Gene Ontology annotation, molecular function: nucleic acid binding. Bases 3039 to 7244 code for a protein of 1401 amino acids. Gene Ontology annotation, biological process: DNA integration. The transcript has 3 exons. Lineage: Eukaryota; Metazoa; Arthropoda; Insecta; Phasmatodea; Bacillidae. The record is from RefSeq and is a predicted model, not a curated record.